AUGGCUUUCUUAUUCAACCGUGGCCGACGUCAGCCGCUAGAAGUAGUGCGGUCCAUCAAGGACCUACUAGAGAAGCUGCGCGAAACCCCCAACACUCCAAAGAUUGAAGAGGAGUUGGCGAGGCAGUUGUCCCAGAUGAAACUGAUGAUUCAAGGCACUCAAGAGAUCGAUACAUCCCCCGAGCAGGUGCAGGCAUUAGUCGGAGCUAUGGUACACGAAGACUUACUCCACGAGCUAGCCCAUAACAUCCACAUCCUUCCCUUCGAAGCUCGAAAAGAUACUCAGACCAUAUUUUCCCACGUCCUCCGCUUCAGACCGGCCCAUGCCGCACACGGCGACCCUCCUGUUAUUUCAUACAUCGUUCACCACCGACCAGAGAUUAUAGUGGAGCUUUGUCGCGGAUACAACCACAGCCAGAGUGCAAUGCCAUGUGGUACCAUCUUAAGAGAGGCGCUCAAGUUCGACGUCAUUGCUGCGAUUAUCCUUUACGACCAGUCGACAGGUGACGAACCCGCGAUCCGGCUCACGAAUGUACGGCCGGGUAACCCUCAAAAUGGAGAUGGUGUGUUCUGGCAAUUCUUCGGAUGGAUCGACCGGGGGAGCUUCGAAGUCAGCGCAGACGCGUUCACGACAUUCAGGGAGACUUUGACUCGACACAAGUCGGUGGUGACCGGAUACCUGGCGGCCAACUUCGACCUAUUCUUUUCGAGAUUCAACAAUAUCCUUAUACAGUCCGAGUCAUAUGUGACCAAGCGACAGAGUAUCAAGCUCCUGGGGGAGCUUUUACUAGACCGCGCCAACUACAAUGUGAUGAUGGCGUAUGUUGAGAGCGGGGAGAACCUCAAACUGUGCAUGAAACUGCUGCGCGACGACCGAAAGAUGGUUCAGUACGAAGGAUUCCACGUGUUCAAGGUCUUCGUCGCAAACCCGAACAAAUCAGUGGCCGUGCAGCGGAUUCUGAUCAACAACCGGGAUCGCCUAUUGAAAUUCCUCCCCAAAUUCCUUGAGGAUCGUACCGAUGACGACCAAUUUACCGAUGAGAAGAGCUUCUUGGUGCGCCAGAUUGAGCUGCUGCCCAAGGAGCCCAUCGAACCGGCGCAAUCGGCCUACGACGGCGUACGAACGACUACCGCCGUAGCCUAA
This is a messenger RNA of Aspergillus chevalieri, 1143 nucleotides long. RefSeq names its product Mo25 family protein. Gene Ontology annotation, biological process: intracellular signal transduction. NCBI's taxonomy places the organism in Eukaryota, Fungi, Ascomycota, Eurotiomycetes, Eurotiales, Aspergillaceae. Bases 1 to 1143 code for a protein of 380 amino acids. Gene Ontology annotation, molecular function: protein serine/threonine kinase activator activity. The record is from RefSeq and is a predicted model, not a curated record. The transcript is spliced from 5 exons.